Brugia pahangi is the source of this 804-nucleotide messenger RNA. The record is from the annotation of a GenBank genome assembly. Lineage: Eukaryota; Metazoa; Nematoda; Chromadorea; Rhabditida; Onchocercidae.
AUGAGCAGUGACGGAAAUCGCAGUGAAUCAGCACCUGCACGUAGUGCGUCACGGAGUCGAAGUGGCACACCGAUGGCCUCAGGUAAGAGUAAUGGCCAUGCUCGAUCUCCCUCGGGCUCUCGACCCCGUUCAUCAUCUCACCAUUCACUAUCUCAAUCACCAGUUCGUGAACGUUCAGCUGCUUCGCGAUCGUCCGCUGGACAUGAAGCUUCCAGAUCUCCUUCACGCGCUCGCUCAAGAUCACGCGACGACAGACGUGUUCGCCGCUCACGCUCACCUGAGGAACGAAAACGAUACCGAUCGCGCAGUCGUGACUCGCGCUACCGUCGACGAAGCCGAUCACCAUCGUCGCCAGCUCGUCGGCGCUCUCGUUCACGUCGACGCAGUCGCUCACGUUCCCCACGACGUAUCAGCCGCUAUUCACCGAUAAGACGAAGUCGGUAUAACGACGGUCGUGACAAUCCAGAACCAUGUUCCUGUCUUGGCGUUUUUGGCAUGUCACUUAAUACUACUGAACGUGACCUGAAACGAAUUUUCGGCGAAUAUGGGGAAAUUGAGUCAGUUCAACUAGUGUACGACCGCUACAGUGGUCGCUCACGUGGUUUUGGCUUCGUUUACUUUGAAACUACGAAGGAAGCAAUUCGGGCUAAAGAUCAUUUGCGUGAUGCUGUCAUUGAUGGAAUGCGCGUUCGUGUUGAUUUUUCUGUAACCAAAGGAGCUCCGAGAUAUUACAGGGGGCGUUCGCCUCGUCGUUCUCGAAGUCGCAGUGUGGACAGCUAUCGCAGACGACGUUCGCGUUCUUGA